Molecule: messenger RNA, 1377 nt
Organism: Rotaria sp. Silwood2
Lineage: Eukaryota; Metazoa; Rotifera; Eurotatoria; Philodinida; Philodinidae
Source: the annotation of a GenBank genome assembly
AUGCGUUUACCAAUUGAUACACAAAAUAGAUUAAAAUCAUCAUUUAUUAAAUUUUUAAGUGCAAUUAUUGCUUAUAUUGAUUCUUAUUUUGAUAAAAAUAUAACUUUUUAUCAAACAAUUAGCUAUUUUGGUCAAGAAAAUAUCGAAGGUUUAACAUGGCAUCAGGUUAUUCAAUGUGUUGAGAUAAUAAAAUUAAAAAGUUUAGAUGAAGAUCGAUUGUUCGAUGAAUUUACAAAUGUAAAAUCUGUAUUUAAAACACUUUUAGAUCAACCUGUUUCAUUAUUUGACCAAGUUCAAGCUUUCAUAAGAAAACAAAAUGAUAUAUCAAAAAUAAAUAAUUGUGUUGAUGAAAAAGAAGAUGAUGAUGAUGAUCACUUAACAACGAACAAAGUAGUUAAAUCUGAUCAGUUAUGGAUGUUUUUAUUUUCAAUUACUCAAUCGCCAAAUUUUAAAAAACUCAUAUGUUUUUUGUAUUCAUUACCAUGUAGUAAUGCUUUCGUGGAAUCUGUAUUCUCACAAAUGAAACAUUUGUUAAAUGACAGAAGAAAACGUAUGACAAAUGAAUUGGUUUCAGUUGAAUUAAAAAUACGUUUCAACUCGACCUUAUCAUGUACUGAGAUGUAUAAAUAUAUUUUAUGCAAUCAAGAUUUGUUAAAAGCUAUUAAGUUAUUUUCUGCCUUUCCAUCAUCAAAAGGUGGCAAGUCUGUAUCUGAUAGUAAAACGGAGCAUUUGCCAGGUCUUUUACCUCUUGCUCCUGGAAUGCCUGUUAUUUUAACACAAAAUAUUGCUAUUGAACUGGGUCUUAUUAAUGGAAUGAAUGGAAUCUUUCGACAACUUGUUUACGAAGAAGAGUCUGUAUCAACAGAAGUUCUUUCCGACACAUUUCUAAAUAACACACAAUAUAUCCAUCGACCUUUAUAUGCAUUAGUUGAAAUUACCAAAUCGAAGGUGGAAUAUAAUCUUACAUCACUUCAAUCAAAUCUUGUCCCAAUACCGUUAAUGGAACAAACAUUUCAAAUUAAUAUUACCGAUGUUUUACCAAAAGAUAAGAGACCAAAAUCAAAUCGAAAGGCAACUUUAUCAAUAAAGCGGCGUGCAUUACCACUUGUACCUGCUUACUGUAUUACUACACAUAAAAGUCAAGGGCAAACUCUAAAUAAUGUUGUAAUUGAUUUGAAGCUACCCAAGGAAAAUAAUGAUAUUGCUGCAAUUUAUGUACCUUUGUCACGUGUAAAACGCUUGGCCGAUCUUGUCAUUUUACGACAUUUUGAUUACCAGGUUUUAUUGAUGAAACCAAGUAAAUCACAACUUGCCGAAAUUAAAAGACUAGAUAAACUAUAUUCAGAAACACAAAAACGUUUUUCUCAGUGGUUUUAA